Salarias fasciatus (jewelled blenny) is the source of this 1476-nucleotide messenger RNA. Its product is annotated as stonustoxin subunit beta-like. Gene Ontology annotation, molecular function: protein binding. Lineage: Eukaryota; Metazoa; Chordata; Actinopteri; Blenniiformes; Blenniidae. The record is from RefSeq and is a predicted model, not a curated record. The coding region runs from base 147 to 863 and encodes 238 amino acids. The transcript is spliced from 5 exons.
AUUAAAGGUAUAUAAGAGCGGCAUUAAGUUGUCAAACGGACGAGCCAACCGAGACUUAUCGUACCCAGGAGGGCCGGUGACAUCAGGCUAAAGGAGGCUAUCUGCAGCAGCUUAAGAAGGUGGCCACGACUCAAGCCGAAACCAAGAUGCCUACGACCAACAGGAUCAUUUCGAACACCAGCGAUUCAAAUAAAGUAAAAAAAGCCAAACCUGUUGACCCACUUGCAGAGAGGAUCGCCUCCUACGACCCCAAUCUCCCCGAGCCCAAAUGUCGAGCUGAUCUCCUCAAACACUGGAUUAACUUGACCUUGGAUGAGAAGACAGCCAAUAAGAAGCUGUGGAUCACCGACGGCGGGGUCAAAGUGGCUCGUAUGACUGACGACGUAACAUGCCCCGUCUUGGACAGACAGGAGAGAUAUGAGUAUUCUCCACAGGUCCUCUGCAAAGAAGGCAUCUUCGGCUUUCGAAGCUACUGGGAAGUGGAGUGUUCAGGAUGGGUGGUGCUGGGCGUCGCAUACGAAGGAGCGGGAAGGCGAAACUCAGCGGGGUCGUGCGGCCUGGGAGAGAAUGAGGAGUCCUGGGCUUUCGGAUGGUGCGGCUCCAGCUACACCGCCUGGCACAACAGCUGCUGCGAGGACAUCAGGGAUUUACCGAAGUUCUCCACGAUUGGCGUAUAUCUCGACCAGCCGGCCGGCAUCCUCAACUUCUAUGGUAUUUCUGAUGGGAAGGAGGGUGAGGAGGCCUCAGACGACAGGGAGGUGACAAUUCUGAAGGAGAUGAGACAUCCCUUCAAGGAGAACAUGAUCCCAGGGUUCUGGGUGGGAAAUCAGUCUCACUGUAGGGUCAUAAAGAGAGAAGUUUAAAAACCUGAACUAGCUUUGCUAAAAUCUUGUCUAAAAGUUAGUCGUCUUGGCUGAUAUCUCCCGUCAUAAUUAAGCUCCCUAUAUCGCCGCUUAAAGCGGAACUGACCUGAUUUAUCGCUUGUCUUUUACGUGCCUUAAUCUCUUACUAACAUAGAUUUGUGUCAAUCGUAUGCGUGUCACACCAACAUAUAAACAGUAGAGCACUACUAAUAUAGGUGUUUUUCUUACUUGUAAACUCUUCAGGGCAGACUUAGGAAGAAAGUGGGUCUUGUAUAUUUCUAGAAAGGGAGCAAAGUGCAAUUAGUUUCACACCGUUUGUUCUCCCGGACUUUCCUGAAACCACCGGACCACUCAAGGUGUAUUCUGUAUUUGUACAUAUUUUAUUCCUCCAUUGGUACUGUGUGUUAAGGAUGUAUACAGUUAUGUUGUAUGUAUUGGUGUAUGUAGACUAAUAAAUAUAGAAUUUUGAAUAUAUAGAAAAGCAUUAUGUAAAACCUGUAUUUUUCUUGUUCCAUCAUCGAAUACACAAAUAAAGCAAAACAAAAAAAAAAUGCUAUAAGUAGGAGCGGAUGUGUAUAAAUUCACUAAUAUUCAAUAAAAUAAUAAUAAAGUG